Messenger RNA from Neocloeon triangulifer, 3935 nucleotides. RefSeq names its product RNA-binding protein spenito (gene nito). The record is from RefSeq and is a predicted model, not a curated record. Gene Ontology annotation, molecular function: mRNA binding. The transcript is spliced from 3 exons. Gene Ontology annotation, biological process: regulation of alternative mRNA splicing, via spliceosome. NCBI's taxonomy places the organism in Eukaryota, Metazoa, Arthropoda, Insecta, Ephemeroptera, Baetidae. Gene Ontology annotation, cellular component: nucleus. Bases 144 to 2405 code for a protein of 753 amino acids.
UAAUGUGAAGGGUGACACGCCUUCUCCCAGCUUGUCGGCCAUGUUGAUUUGUAAAGUCUGCCGAAAAACGAGACGCUGACGAGUUUGUUUUUUAAACAAAACUGUUGUUGAUUUCGAAUAUUUUGGCUUCACAUGCUGCUGCUAUGCUAGGCAACGAAAGGUCGUCCGGAAGUUACAAGAGCUCGCGCAGCAUGAAGCGCAGCUCGGACAGAGACACUCCGCCGUUGAGCAGCAAGAGGUCACGGUCCAUCGGCCGCUACGAUGACAGCAGUGACGAGCGCGUGAGCCCCGACCGCGAGAGACGGAGGGGUCGAACUCCACAUGAAAGUCCACCUCGUGGUGGGCGCUACCCUGAAAGGGAUGAUUAUCGUGGUGGUGGGUCACGGACAUACUCUUAUAAAGUGUUGUGCGUGACGUCCCUUCAUCCCAAGGCCAGUGACGAGGUCAUAAAAGAUACGCUGUACCGCGAGUACAAGAAGUAUGGAGACAUCAGUGUGCGGAUUUCACACGACCCAGACGAGCGGGUUGGCUAUGUGGUCUUCCGGAGCUACGAGGACGCCCGGGAGGCAAAGCACGCCAAACCCCGAAUCAUAAUUUUCGACAAAGCGGCCGUAGUGGAGCCUGUUUAUGACAGAGGAAAUUCUGGAGGCGGCGGUGGUGGGGGCGGCGGUGGCGAGUACCGCCGUCCAAGGAGCGUCACUCCGGAGUAUGAUCGGAACUACUAUAGACAGAGGUCGCCGGGAAUGGUGGACAGCAGACACCGCGCCAAUUACGACUACGGUCCUCCACCGAUGAGGGGUGAAUUCCGCAGAGAUCCUGCCCCUCACGACUACAUGUCCUCGCACACCAGACACCCUCCCCCGCAGGGUCCAGCACACCACUAUGGCGCUCCCAGAGGUGGCCCUGGAAUGUACAGCAAGGGUGGCAGCUACGACAAGCAUGAAAACAAGAAGGACAAGUUUCCAAAUUACCUCCACCAUCAACUGCCAGAGGAUGACCCUCUGGCCACCAGGACUUUGUUUGCCGGGAACCUGGAGGUAAACAUAUCCGACGAGGAGCUGAGACGCAUAUUUGGACGGUACGGCAUCGUCGAAGACAUCGAUAUCAAGAGGCCGCCACCUGGAACAGGAAACGCCUACGCGUUUGUCCGCUUCCAGAACUUGGACAUGGCACACCGAUCCAAGGUGGAGUUGUCGGGACAGUACAUCGGCAAGUUCCAGUGCAAGAUUGGCUACGGAAAAGUGACACCAACCACUCGCAUCUGGGUGGGCGGUCUCGGUCCAUGGACUUCUCUGCCACAGUUGGAGCGCGAGUUUGACCGCUUCGGAGCAAUCAAGAAGAUCGACUACGUCAAGGGUGACAGCUGCGCCUACAUCCAGUAUGAUUCGAUGGACGCUGCCCAGGCAGCCGUCAAAGAGAUGCGUGGCUUCCCUCUCGGAGGUCCCGACCGGCGUCUGCGGAUUGAUUUUGCAGACGUACAGGGCGCUGCCCCUGCCUUUCCAUACAGCAAGGGCAGGGAGUUUAGUGGUGGCAGUGGCGGGUACGAGGGCAACUUCGAAGGCGGAUGGGAGGAAGGCAAUGGCUUCAACUACGGGAGUGGAGGCGGCGGUGGAGGUUCAUCCAGGGGCUACCGUGGAGGCUCUGGCAGUGCGGCCGGUGGGGACCGAAGUUCCGGACGCUCUUUUCGUGGCCGUGGAGGCGGCUACCGAGGCUACGGUCAACCUGGCUUUGAUGAGGAAUGGAAGGGUGGACCUGAUGAUGGGAGGAGAUCACACACGCCCGAACCUGGUGAGGAUCGGUCUCCACGCCCGACUUCAAGAACAAGAAGGUCAUCAAGGUCACUAUCUCCUGAGGCUCGAAAUGGCAGUGGACCUCUUGGGUCGGCACGGACGUUGCCAGAGUUGGCGCGCAAGUGCGAGGUUAAUUGGAGUGGUGGGCUAGUGUUGAAGAAUUCCCUCUUCCCGGCCAAGUUCCAUUUGACGGACGGAGAAACGGACAUUGUGGACAUCCUGAUCAAGGACCAGGCUGGACGCAACCAGCUGCGAAUCACUCAGCGACUUCGACUGGACCCCCCAAAGUUGGAAGAUGUGUCCAAGAGGAUGGUGACUGCUGGUGCGCAUGGCGUCUUCUUGGGGCUGCCUGCGUCCACAUCGAGCAUCACUCCGGAGGAUGCAAGUGUUCAGGCGCGUCCGGUGCGCAACCUGGUUGCCUACUUGAAGCAGAAGGAGGCCGCCGGCGUAAUUUCGUUGACCAAUAAGGACAAUGAGACCACCGGCGUUCUAUACGCGUUCCCGCCGUGCAAGUUUUCAGCUGAACUGUUGAAACGAACCGCCCCUGCUUUGUCCGAAGAAGGCCUCAAGGAGGACCACUUGGUUGUGGUAGUGGUAAGGGGCGCAUCUAAUUAAUCUUUGUUAUCUCUUUCAGCAGUUCAUGGUCAGCACGGAAAUUUUAUUAGUUAGCUUUUAAUUAAAUUGGGCUAAGCAUUAGCUAAUGCAAUCCUUUCUUUUUUUGAAGUAAUGAUAUUAUUUUGGCAAAGCUAAUUAUAAUUUGGGGACAGUGAAGCCAAUUUAUUUUUCUUUUCAUUGAAAAUGUAAAAAUUUAUGAUUUUGUUCAAGAUUUUUGGCCUAAUCGUUUGACCUUAAAAAUGGAUCCCCAUUUUUUUUAUUUCCCGUUUUUGAUUUAUUAGUGUAGAAUUUAAGUUCUUAAUAAUCCUUGGUUUGCUGAUAAAGAUGUUAAUGUUCUGGAUAAAUGCCAUACGAGCAAGCAUUAUACUGUUUCUGUCAAUGUGAAGGUGUACUUUGCCCAGUGCUUCUUUAUCUAUAGUUGUCGUGUCGAACAACAGGAGCACAUCGGCGCCAACACAACAUAAUGGUUCGUGUUCUCUAGAGCAGUGUAUCGUCAUCAUAAAUUAAAGCUUACCACUAUCAGUGCUGAGAAAUAAAUUCAAAAAAUGUGUCAUUGUGCCACCCACCUGUUUAAUCCUAAUAAGUUUCUUCGUGUGAGUCCGGCGGUGUUUUCUUAGUCAGUCGAGUGCAGUUCGUUGCUUUUCUCAUUGUUUAUAGUUAGCAGUGCCAGUCACAGAAAUUUCAAAGUGAAUCCGUGGUUUAUAAUUAUUUGCUUUCCCGCAAUGAGUUCAAAUUGGUGAAUUUGCUGGUGCGCUCAAAACGAAAAUUGUGAUCGAUGCCACUUCUCGCUCUAGAGUCUCAAAUCUGCGCUUCCAACGCCCUCCCAGUCACGCAUCUCCUUCAAGGGGUCCCUGAAAGAAGUAGUGCUUCUAUGUCUGAUUAGUGAAUUCAGUUAUGGGUGGUUAUUUCUUUUUAUUUGAUUAGAAAAAAAAAAUGAAAAGUUCAGUGCACGAGAGCUUCAGUGGUGCAGCAACUACUGAAUGAGAUUUAGUGCUUAAUUUGGGUGUUGUGAGAGUGGCGGAGGUUCUCAAAAGUAAUUUCAAAGUUCUUGAAGAAAAUCCGGCGGUGCUCAAAUAUGUGCCAAGUUUUAGUGGGUUUUUUUAUAGUUCUAAAGAUAUAAGUGCAAAAAAGUGGGGUUCAAAAAUUGCACCAUGAUGGUAUUUAAAAAAGUGCUUUAUUUUCAGUUUCCAGUUUAAAUGCUGUGAAAGUUUUCUAUAAAAGUGCAUCACUUCAGUGGUUGUUUUUUUUAUUGUUGUUAAAGGUGAUGAAACCAACAAAAGUGCAGUUAUGAAUGAGUAAUUUUUGAAAAGGCACAAAGUGUGGUUUGGUGUGAGAAAGCACUAUCAACGAGAAGUGAGAAAAGGGAAAAAAUGUGAAUGUUCAUUUGGGGAUUUUUGGCACAUUUAUUUUGACUUUCGCAAAUCUGAAUGAGAGUUUCUUUUUUAAUUUUAACUACUUUUCCAUCUUCACCCUAUCAAUCGUUUUAAUUUUAUCCUGCGUCAAAUAAAAAAAUAGCACAAAACGGCAAAA